This is a messenger RNA of Varanus komodoensis (Komodo dragon), 1332 nucleotides long. Its product is annotated as trimeric intracellular cation channel type A-like. Gene Ontology annotation, cellular component: membrane. Gene Ontology annotation, molecular function: identical protein binding; potassium channel activity. The coding region runs from base 29 to 640 and encodes 203 amino acids. The transcript is spliced from 2 exons. Gene Ontology annotation, biological process: potassium ion transmembrane transport. Lineage: Eukaryota; Metazoa; Chordata; Lepidosauria; Squamata; Varanidae. The record is from RefSeq and is a predicted model, not a curated record.
UCCUAUAGGCACCUGCCCACCCCAUAAAAUGCUACUUGGAGGUCCUUCUGCGAGAGAACUCCUUGGAGGAGCCUGGGGGGUGGCUCCCCACGCGGGGCCUGCUUGGGGGUGGCACCUGGGUUCCGGAAUCCAUCCCAGAGCUGGGUAUCUGAAGGGGGGCCUCCUACAGGCACCCGCCCACCCCAUAAGUCCCUGGUGGGAGGUCCUGCUUCAAGGGAACUCCUCGGAGGAGACCGGGAGGGCGGCUCCCCACGCCGGGGCCCCCUCCGGGGUGGCACAUGGGUUAUGGAACCCCUUGCCUUGCAGCCCCUCCAAGGCCAGCCUGUACGGGGCGCUGCUUUUCACCCUCCAACAAGCCCGCUGGCUGCCCAUCUCCAAGGCCACCCUCAUCUUCUUCUUCACCCUCUUCAUGGUGGUCUGCAAGGUCUUCAUGACGGCCACCCACUCCCACGGCUCGCCCUUCGCCCCCCUCGAGGGCCUGCUCUGCCCCGUGCUCUUCGGCUCGGCCCCCGAGGGGCCCCCCCACGAGCCCCCGCCGCCCCGCGCCGGCGCCCACGAGCCGCCCCCCUCCCCGCCGGCCAAGUUCCGGGAGGACCUCAACGAGGGCACCCGCAAGCGGAAGGCCAAGAAGGCCGAGUGAGCCCCCCCACCCCGGGUCCGGGGGGCCCGGGCCUCUGCCCUCCAGCCAGACCCGAGUGGCGCCUUGCUCCAGCAUAACCGGGGGGCACCACUCUCGUGGGCGCCUUCCCCGUGCUCCCGAGAGGACCACAAUCCCCAGUGGCGCAGAAUCCUCACCCGCCGGGGAUGCUGGGCAGGGCGAUCCCCCGUCCCCGGGAAAGGACCCCCCACUCCAAUCAAUGAUUGAAUGAAUUCAAUGGAAUAUCGUAUUUAUGAAACGUAUUUAAUGGGUUAUUUAUUUCCGAGGCGGCGGACCGAACGCCUGUUUAUAUGCCAGGAUUUACUCGAAUUGCAUAAUUUAUGCAAUUCGCAUAAAUUAUGGAAGAUUUGUGAAAUAUUUAUUAUUUCAUUCAGCCGCAUAAUAAAAGAUUCAUGCCUUGAUUGGGAAAUUUGAAAUUUCUGGAAAAUUUGAAAUCGUGUGGAAGAUUUUCGUGAAAUUAUGUAAUUCAAUCGACGGAUGAAAAUCAAAUGCAAUUUGCAUAAAUUAUGGAAGAUUUGCAUAAUAUUUAUUGUUUCAUUCAGCCGCAUAAUAAAAGAUUCAUGCCUUGAUUGGGAAAUAGAUAUUUCUGGAAAAUUUGAAAUCGUGUGGAAGAUUUUCGUGAAAUUAUUUAAUUCGAUCGACGUAUGAAAAUAAAAUGCAAUUUGCAUAAAUUA